This is a messenger RNA of Colletotrichum lupini, 156 nucleotides long. RefSeq lists its product as uncharacterized. The coding region runs from base 1 to 156 and encodes 51 amino acids. The transcript has 2 exons. The record is from RefSeq and is a predicted model, not a curated record. Lineage: Eukaryota; Fungi; Ascomycota; Sordariomycetes; Glomerellales; Glomerellaceae.
AUGGGCAUGGUUUUUUUAGCUAGUUUGCCACUUACGGGGCUGAGGCGUAGUAUAAAUAUCUAUUAUAUGGAUAACGGCUCUAGGCGUCUGGGGGGUAUGUUACGAGAUAUAGAUAUAGUUAAUGCUACCCACAUGGAGUGGGCCCGCUUUUUAUGA